Rhea pennata is the source of this 1110-nucleotide messenger RNA. It is a transcript of the gene PEX19, whose product is annotated as peroxisomal biogenesis factor 19. Gene Ontology annotation, biological process: protein import into peroxisome membrane. The transcript is spliced from 8 exons. Gene Ontology annotation, cellular component: peroxisomal membrane; peroxisome. NCBI's taxonomy places the organism in Eukaryota, Metazoa, Chordata, Aves, Rheiformes, Rheidae. The record is from RefSeq and is a predicted model, not a curated record. The coding region runs from base 20 to 898 and encodes 292 amino acids.
GAGGCGGAGCGGCGCGAAGAUGGCGGCGGAGCCGGGCCCGGGCCCGGACAAGGAGCUGGACGAGCUGCUCGACAGUGCCCUCGAUGACUUCGAGAAGGCCAGGCCCGCCGCCCCGCCGCCACCGCCCGCCGCCGGCGAUGCCGGCGCCUCCGAGAAGUCUCCGAGCGACGCGGCCAAGGAAUCGCUCUUCGCCUCCCAGGAGAAGUUUUUCCAGGACUUGUUUGACAGCGAACUGGCCUCGCAGGCCACAGCGGAGUUCGAGAAAGCCAUGAAGGAGCUGGCCGAGGAGGAGCCGCACUUGGUGGAGCAGUUCCAGAAACUCUCGGAGGCAGCGGGCAGAGUCGGGAGCGACACGGCGUCCCAACAGGAGUUCACAUCCUGCCUCAAGGAGACGCUUAGCGGCUUGGCCAAGAAUGCCAACGACCUGCAGAACUCGAGCGUGUCGGAGGAAGAACUGGCCAAAGCCAUAGAGGGGCUGGGGCUGGAGGAGGGCGACGGUGAGGGCAACAUCCUGCCCAUCAUGCAGAACAUCAUGCAGAACCUGCUGUCCAAAGAAGUGCUCUACCCCUCUCUCAAGGAGAUCACGGAGAAGUACCCCGAGUGGCUGCGGCUCCACCGCGACUCUUUGCCCGCGGAGCAGUACGAGAAAUACCAGGAGCAGCACAACAUCAUGGGCAAAAUCUGCCAGCAGUUCGAGGCCGAACGGCCGACAGACGGCGACGCCGAGCAGAAAGCGCGCUUUGAGCUGGUCUUGGACCUCAUGCAGCAGCUGCAGGACCUGGGGCACCCUCCCAAGGAGCUGGCUGGGGAGUCGCCCCCCGGCCUCAACCUUGACCUGGAGGGCCUGAGCCUGCCGGACGCGGCGAGCGCCGGGGGCGAGCAGUGUCGCCUCAUGUGACUCCGACGACGGCCUCCCCGCCCCCUGCCCCGGGGGGGUUCGUUAACAUGUAAUUAAACAUCCCCCCCCCCCCGCCUAAAAAACGCGCCGGCUUAUGGCGGCGAAGGUGGAGGCCGGCGGGAGAGCGCGGCGCGCCGGGCCCGAGCGGGGCUCCGCCGCCGCCGCUGUCCCCACGGGGGGGACGAGGCUGGGGCUGGGGCGUGCGUGUGUGU